Messenger RNA from Colletotrichum acutatum, 303 nucleotides. RefSeq lists its product as uncharacterized. The transcript has a single exon. The coding region runs from base 1 to 303 and encodes 100 amino acids. The record is from RefSeq and is a predicted model, not a curated record. NCBI's taxonomy places the organism in Eukaryota, Fungi, Ascomycota, Sordariomycetes, Glomerellales, Glomerellaceae.
AUGAAACCAUCGUUAUUCCUUACCGUUUUCGCGCUGGCUCUGGCAAGCGAAGCAUGUGACACGUAUAAAUACUGUCACUGCACCAACCAGGACGGAAGCGCAAACGACAGCGCAACCACUUCCGCGUGCGCCUCUGGCGACCCCAUUAUCUAUGACCGAGGCUUUGCGGAGUGCAAACACUACGACAAUUACGUUUACGUUGUCAAGGCCAUAAAUAAUUGCGAUUUCCGGAAGGCUUGCAACGCGAAAGGCGCCGUUGGGGAUUCGAGCUGCAGAGCCAAGGUCGGCAUUGGCAAGAAAUGA